AUGUUUUUGGCGAUUUCGGCCGUUUCAGGAAAACCUGGAAAAAUUCGCGAUGACGACGACCCAAAUCCGCUUCACAUUAAGCUGGUCUACUACAAGGAUUACACCAUUCGGGCCCAGAUCCAGCUUGGAACUCCAGGCCAAACCCUGAACCUUAUGCUCGAUACGACUUUUGCCGAUACCAUCGUCAUCAGCCCCAAAUGCCUGACAUGGGAUAAUUCGACUUGUAGCACCAAUCCGGCGCUGAACUAUACCCGGACGACCUUCGAUGGCAGCGCCUCUUCUACGUUCAAAAAUUUGGGAAUAAAUGCCGCGAAGCGUGGUGACAAUUUUCAAGCUGACUACACGGCCUCUGCGGAUGCGUUCAGUAUUGCCGAUUUUCAGAGCAACAUCAUGUUCGGAUCGGCUUAUUAUAUGCCAAGCAGCAAUGACGAUUCGAUGGCCGACGGAAUUCUGGGCCUCGGAAUCGCCGGAAUUCUCGGAAAAUCGAUCUUCGCCAAUUUGAGCAGCACCUACCCGUCGAUGACCAACACGCCGAGCCUAGUUUCUUAUUGGCUAAACGAUUUCGAGCAGCCCAACGGAAAGGGCUACUUGACCCUGGGAGACUACGACGAUCGAAACUGCCAGAAUGACAACCUCACCACCAUUACCUUGACGUCGGGGCAGAAUUGGGAGUUCCGAUUGAAUGGUUGGAAACACGGAAACCGUGGAGAAACAAAGAACUUGAUCGCUCGGGUCGACUCUACGUCUCGUUACAAUUUGGUACCACAGGCCACCCUGACGGCUAUCGGCACAGCAGCAAAUGCUACCUUUGACUCGGGUGUUGGAAGUUACUUCCUCCCCUGCGAGAAAACCACCUUCCUCCCGGAUUUCCAAUUCACCAUCGGAACUCAAAAUUAUGGCAUUAAAUAUCUGGAAUAUGUCGACUCGUAUAUGGGAACCGACCGCUGUGAGAUACUCUUCCAGACAAAUAGCGUCUGGGAGCAAACCCGUACCGGACCGCAGGUCGUCCUCGGUCACCCUUGGCAGCGCGCCUAUUGCCACAUGUUUGAUGUGCAAAAGCUGACGCUGCAAAUUUCCAAAGCAAAUCACUAUCAA
Mesorhabditis spiculigera is the source of this 1095-nucleotide messenger RNA. The record is from the annotation of a GenBank genome assembly. Lineage: Eukaryota; Metazoa; Nematoda; Chromadorea; Rhabditida; Rhabditidae.